AUGUCAUUUGAUAGACCAGAAAUUUAUAGUGCACCAGUGCUACAAGGUGUAGCUCCAAAUGAUGAUGAUAACACCGAGAUUAUCAAAUCGUUUAGAAAUUUCAUCCUGGAGUUUAGAAUUGAUUCUCAAUUUAUCUACAGAGAACAAUUAAGAAAUGCUUUAUUAGUGAAAAAUUACUCAUUAAGUGUAAAUAUGGAACAUUUAAUUGGUUAUAAUGAAGAUUUAUUUAAAAGAUUAUCUGAUGAACCAUCGGAAAUUAUUCCAUUGUUCGAAAAUGCAAUCACUCAAGUGGCUAAGAGAAUUACAAUCUUAAAUAAAUCACAAGAAAAUUCAACUGGUAAUCAACCCUCAGGUGAAGAUAUUGCUGCAUUAAUACCAUCGUUUCAAUUGAUUUUAAACUCAAAGGCCAAUCAAAUCCCAAUGAGAGAAUUGGAUUCUGAACAUGUCUCGAAAAUUGUUCGUUUGUCUGGUAUUGUUAUCUCUGCUUCUGUAUUGACUUCACGUGCUACCUAUUUGCGUAUUAUGUGUAAAAAUUGUAGACAUACUACUUCAAUUACUGUGAAUAGUUUCAAUUCCAUUAGUGGUACACAAGUUUCAUUGCCUCAUUCAUGCCUCUCUCAACAACAAACCGAAUCUGGACAAGUAAGUUCAAUGGAUGCUUCAGCACCACCUAAAAAUUGUGGUCCUGACCCAUAUAUGAUUAUUCAUGAAGCCUCUACAUUUAUUGAUCAACAAUUUUUAAAAUUACAAGAAAUUCCAGAGAUGGUUCCAGUUGGGGAAAUGCCACGUCAUUUAAGAUUAUCGUGUGAUAGAUAUUUGACUAAUAAAGUUGUUCCAGGUGCUAGAGUCACGGUGGUUGGUAUAUAUUCUAUUUAUACAGCUAAAGGGAAUGGUAUCGGAAGUGGUAAUGAAGGUGGUGUAUCUAUUAGAAAUCCAUACAUUAAAGUAUUAGGUCUACAGACAGAUAUUGAUACAAACGGAUUUUCUAACUCUAUAUCAAUGUUUUCUGAAGAAGAAGAAGAAGAAUUUUUACAAUUAAGUAGAAACCCUGAGAUUUAUGAGUUAAUUGCUAAAUCUAUUGCACCAUCCAUUUUUGGUAAUGAAGAUAUUAAGAAAGCUAUUGUUUGUUUAUUAAUGGGUGGUUCAAAGAAAUUAUUACCUGAUGGGAUGAGAUUAAGAGGUGAUAUUAAUGUCUUAUUAUUAGGUGACCCAGGUACAGCUAAAUCUCAAUUAUUAAAGUUCGUUGAGAAAGUAUCCCCAAUCUCUGUAUAUACAUCAGGUAAAGGUUCAUCUGCUGCAGGUUUAACUGCGAGUGUUCAAAGAGAUCCAACCACAAGAGAAUUCUAUUUGGAAGGUGGUGCUAUGGUUCUUGCAGAUGGUGGUGUUGUUUGUAUUGAUGAAUUCGAUAAGAUGAGAGAUGAAGAUCGUGUUGCGAUUCAUGAAGCCAUGGAACAACAAACCAUUUCUAUUGCUAAAGCUGGUAUCACAACAGUAUUGAAUUCGAGAACUAGUGUUCUGGCAGCUGCAAAUCCUAUAUAUGGUCGUUAUGAUGAUAUGAAGUCACCUGGUGAAAAUAUCGAUUUUCAAACCACAAUUUUGUCUCGUUUCGAUAUGAUUUUCAUCGUUAAGGAUGAACAUGAUGAAGAACGUGAUAUUUCUAUUGCUAAUCAUGUCAUUAAUAUCCAUACUGGACGUGUCUCUCAAGAACAAGAAGAAAUGGAAAAUAAUGGGGAAGAAAUUAGUAUAGAUAAAUUAAAACGUUAUAUUACAUAUUGUAGAAGAAAGUGUGCACCAAGAUUAUCUGUACAAGCGGCCGAACGUUUAUCAUCUCAAUUUGUUACCAUUAGAAAAGAACUAUUAAUCAACGAAUUGAAUUCUACUGAAAGAUCAUCUAUUCCAAUUACUGUUCGUCAAUUAGAAGCUAUUAUCCGUAUAACUGAAUCUCUAGCCAAAUUAGAAUUGAGUCCCGUGGCUCAUGAAAGACAUGUUGAAGAAGCCAUUAGAUUAUUCCAAGCCUCUACAAUGGAUGCUGCAUCACAGGAUCCAAUUGGUGGUAUGGAUCCAACAGGUAAUUCAAGAUCUAUUCUAGCAGAAAUUCGUGAAAUUGAACAAGAAUUGAAGAGAAGAUUACCUAUUGGUUGGUCUACAUCUUAUCAAACUUUAAGAAGAGAAUUUGUUGACUCUAAUAGAUUUUCACAACCUGCUUUGGAUAAAGCUCUAUAUGCACUUGAAAAACAUGAAACCAUCCAGUUAAGGCAUCAAGGUCAAAAUGUAUAUAGAAGUAGUAUAUGA
This is a messenger RNA of Maudiozyma saulgeensis, 2292 nucleotides long. NCBI's taxonomy places the organism in Eukaryota, Fungi, Ascomycota, Saccharomycetes, Saccharomycetales, Saccharomycetaceae. The record is from the annotation of a GenBank genome assembly.